CACCACUACCAUGAGCACCUACACGCGCAUCGUCCUCCAAGAGCGCCCCGGCGCCGGCGACAUCACGCCCACCACCUUCCGCACGGAAUCCCUGCCCCUCGCAGGCCUGGCGCCGAACGCCGGCGAGCUCCUCGUCCAGGUCCACUGGCUCUCCCUCGACCCCGCCAUGCGCGGCUGGCUCAACGACGCGCGCAGCUACGUCCCGCCCGUCCAGAUCGGCGAGGUCAUGCGCGCCGCGGGGCUGGGCACGGUCGUGCAGGCCGGCGAGGGCGCGGCGUUCAGGGCGGGCGAUCUGGUCAGGGGGACGUUUGGAUGGACAGAGUAUGCGGUUAUGAAGGCCAAGGCCGUGGAGAAGAUCGAGCUACCCAAGGGCGCCGAGCUCCUCGACUUUCUCGGUCCCCUGGGCAUGUCCGGCAUGACCGCCUACUUCGGCCUCGAAGACGUCGGCCAGCUCCAACCCGGCGAGACCCUCGUCGUCUCGGGCGCCGCGGGCUCCGUCGGCUCGCUCGUCUGCCAGAUGGGCAAGAAGCGCGGCGCAAAGGUGGUCGCCAUCGCCGGCUCGCCCGAGAAAUGCGCGUGGCUCGAGCGCGAGGUCGGCGUGGACCGCGCGUUGAAUUAUAAAGACCCGCAGUGGAAGGAGGAGAUGAAGAAGGUGGGGUGGGUGGACGUGUAUUUCGAUAAUGUGGGCGGGGAGAUGUUGGACUUUUUGUUGACGAGGUUGAACAAGGGGGCGAGGAUCGCGUUGUGUGGCGCCAUUUCGGAUUAUAACAGGAAACCCAAAGGCCUCACAUCCUACCUAGCCCUCAUCGGGCAGCGCGCCAAGCUGCAGGGGUUCAUCGUGUUCGACUAUGCCGACCAGUUCCCAAAGGCGAUGAAGGAGAUCGCGGGGUGGCUCGCAGAUGGCAGCCUGAAGCGCAAGUUCCAUAUCGUCGAGGGCCUGGAGAACGCGCCCUCGGCGCUGACCAUGUUGUUCACCGGCGGCAACACCGGGAAAUUGGUCGUCAAAGUCGACCACGGAGCCAAGUCCAAGCUAUGAGCCCUUCAUGACGGACGGACAGACCAUUACUUACGUUGUUCAUACGCUUCGAAAAAAGGGAACGCAUUCCGGGAGCUACACACCAUCCGUGCGUUCGUGUACACUAUCAGCUCCGGCCAAAUAUAUGUUUUACUAGUAUAAUACAACAGGACAGCAGAACAGGCUGGAAAAAGGGUAGCGAUGUAGCGGGGCAAGAUCUCGUGGCAGCAUCUGAGAAUCGUCAUCAUGGGUUCAUGGGUUGAGCUCCGUGACCUCCUUUACGUCCACGCCGGACGAGGACGACGCGGAGCGCCGCCGGCGCACGAGCUCGUCGUCGUCGUCGUCCUCCUCGGCGUGGUGCGCCAUGUGGCACUCGACAAACUCCCUGUGCGCGUCCGGCACGAUGCGGUUCGAGUCGGCGAGGAAGAGCUCGUAGACGGCGGCGGCGAAGAGCGUGCUGGGGAUGUUGGUGAGCGCGGCGAUGGCCGCGUAGCGCCCGCCCGCGGCUUUGGUGCCCCAGAUCGUGAGCACGAGCAGGCGGC
This is a messenger RNA of Gloeophyllum trabeum ATCC 11539, 1557 nucleotides long. RefSeq names its product NAD P-binding protein. Bases 11 to 1036 code for a protein of 341 amino acids. Lineage: Eukaryota; Fungi; Basidiomycota; Agaricomycetes; Gloeophyllales; Gloeophyllaceae. The record is from RefSeq and is a predicted model, not a curated record. Gene Ontology annotation, molecular function: oxidoreductase activity, acting on the CH-CH group of donors, NAD or NADP as acceptor. The transcript is spliced from 10 exons.